AGAGUUGCAUUCGUGAGGUUAUGCCACAGAACACUAGGUUAUGCCUUUUGAUUUGACGUUCAAGUCGAACGUGUUCGACACGACCCAAGACACGACCAGUGAUGACCGUUCCGUUCCCGGGAAUUUUUGCGUUACUAAGAGAACAUAGUUACCACUUUUGACGUUCGAGACGAGACCAUCGGUUUAGGUUCCCUAUGUAUAAUUUUCAAGUGGAGAAAAGAAGCCCGGGUACCACUAAUAAAUAAGAAUAAAAUGUGCAACAAAUUCAAAAUGAAAAAUUGAGUUUUAAAUUAGUGUUUUGAUAAGUAAAUAGAGUUAAGUGUUUUAAAUAAUGAAGUUCAUUAGAAGAAGCUUGCUAAGUUACAGUCGAUGGAUGGUGUGUGUGCAUCGUGGCCGCUUGGCUAGAUGCAGCAGCAGCAACGCGGAUGGUACAGAGGGCGCGGGCGCAGCUGCGGGCGGCUGGCCGCGGCGCGUGGUGUCGGGGCUGCAGCCUACGGGCGCGCUGCACGUGGGCAACUACUUCGGCGCGCUGCGGCGCUGCGUGCGGGAGCAGGACGCCGGGCACGACCUCACGCUCUUCGUGGCCGACUUGCACGCGCUCACCACGCAUCAUAAGGGGCAGUCGCUGCAAGAGAACACGCUGGAGCUGACGGCGUUGGCGCUGGCGGCGGGCGUGGACCCGGCGCGGAGCCUGCUGUUCGUGCAGUCGGCCGUGCCGCGCCACGCCGAGCUGUGCUGGCUGCUGGCCUGCCUGUGCUCGCAGGCGCGCGUGCAGCACCUGCCGCAGUACCGCGAGAAGGCGGCGCUCGUGCCGCGCGGCGGCGGCGCCGGCGACGGCGGCGAGGUGCCGCUGGGCCUGCUGCUGUACCCCGUGCUGCAGGCGGCCGACGUGCUGCUGUACCGCGCCACGCACGUGCCGGUCGGCGCCGACCAGCAGCACCACUUGCAGCUGGCCGCUCAGCUGGCGCGCACCUUUCACCACCGCUACGGGCCCGCCUUUCCCGUGCCGCGCGCCAUGUUGCCCGACGACGGCAGCGACCGCGUACGCUCUCUGCGGGACCCAUCGCGCAAGAUGUCGAAGUCGGAUCGCGACCGGCGCGCGACUAUCUUGCUGACGGACUCGGACGACGCGAUCCGCGAGAAGAUCCGCAAGGCCGUCACGGAUUGCACGCCGCACGUGAGCUUCGAGCCGGAGCUGCGGCCCGGGGUCUCCAAUCUGGUGGCGCUGCACUGUCUCGCCGAGGACAAGCUGCCCGAGGAGGCGGUCGAGGAGAGCGACGGUCUCACCACCGCACAGUACAAGCGGGUGGUGGCGGAGGCGCUGUGCGGCGCGCUGCGGCCGCUGCGCGCGCGCGCCGCCGAGCUGCGCGCGCGCCCGCGCCUGCUGCGGGACGUGCUGCGCGCCGGCGCCGCGCGCGCGCGCCUGCGCGCCGACCACACGUACGCGCACGUGGCGCAGCUGGCGGGGCUGGCGCAGCGCCCGCCGCGGCCCGCCCUAGCUAGCGCCGCCGACGCUGUUAGUAGUCCCAUAAGUGAAUAAAUCAAACCGAAAUUCUCCGUUAAA
This is a messenger RNA of Pectinophora gossypiella (pink bollworm), 1564 nucleotides long. RefSeq names its product tryptophan--tRNA ligase, mitochondrial (gene TrpRS-m). Gene Ontology annotation, cellular component: mitochondrion; mitochondrial matrix. Bases 332 to 1540 code for a protein of 402 amino acids. The transcript is spliced from 6 exons. Lineage: Eukaryota; Metazoa; Arthropoda; Insecta; Lepidoptera; Gelechiidae. The record is from RefSeq and is a predicted model, not a curated record. Gene Ontology annotation, biological process: mitochondrial tryptophanyl-tRNA aminoacylation. Gene Ontology annotation, molecular function: tryptophan-tRNA ligase activity; ATP binding.